GCUAGGCGGUAACAAUGUCCCCACCGCAGCGUUCUAGGAUCUAACUCAGGGCGAGAGUGCUGUGGUAUAAUUUUCCAGCCAAAGAGCUGGUCUGUAUAUAGGCUCUGAAAUCAGCCUGGCAUCCAGGAUACCCAAAUGUUUGUGUCGAAAACAUGGACGAGACAGAUGUCUACAGAUGACUAACAUAGGGGUUUGUAAACGUGUGGAACCUUCUGUAUAUAUCGACCGACCUGCGCCAGAAAAACACAGUUCGACAUCAGACAUCCGGAUGUACCUGUGAACCAUAGACAGACGGUGUGUCCAUUCUACCGGAUGCUCGUAUCUUCUACUGCUUGAGCUGAAAAGUCUGUAUAGUGAAUACAAACAGGUUUCUACGUGAUGUAUCCAUCCCUACAGUAAGUUGAAGAUCGCCAUUUUGUUCUUGUUGGUAGCAGCUCACAACAAAUAUGGUGGACACCGUGAUAGUGGUUAAGAUAGCGGCCAUCGUGGUCACCUUUGUUUUGACUAUACUUUUCGGGCUGGGGCCUGCUUGGUUCGUGUCGGCCAGGAAUCAGCGGUACAAGCAGAGAGGAAGGACGCCGGCCUUGCUGAGCUGCUUCGCCGGCGGAGUGUUUCUGGCCACCUGCCUGCUGGAUUUGAUCCCCGACGUCGAGGAAGAGUUGAACCUGGCCCUGGCGGGCGCACACCUCUCUUACCCGGGGUUUCCCCUCCCGCUGUUCGUGGUGGCCAUGGGCCUGUUCAUGGUUCUUACGGUGGAGCAGGUGGCCCUGCAGUACCACCACAGGCCGCUACAGGCGCGGCGGAACGGGGCACACGUCGCCUUGGAGACCCCCGUGUCUCUGAUCAAUGAGGAGGAAGACGUUAACGCUAUGGAGAUGGGGGAGAUGCGCGCAGAAACAGCCGAGCCUGACCAGGGUGACGACCAUGAACAUCUACACGCUAGCUUACGAUCUUGGUCCCUUCUCCUGGCCAUUUCCCUCCACUCUGUGUUUGAAGGCAUCGCGGUCGGACUACAGAAGGAGACCUCAGCCGUGUUACAGCUGAUGACAGCCGUGGCGCUGCACAAGUCUGUCAUGGCCUUCAGCCUCGGUAUGGCCCUGGUGCAAAGCAGCAUGGGCAGGACCACGACGGUAGGGCUCAGCAUCUUCUUCGCCAUCACGGCCCCGACUGGCAUGGCGAUUGGCAUGGCGGUGGAGUCAAGCUCCCAGUCGUCGCACCACCACGGCGUAAGCGGGGUGCUGACGGGCCUGGCCACCGGCACGUUCCUGUACGUCACCUUCCUGGAGGUUCUCGCGCACGAGCUCAAGUCCAACCGGGACAGGCUCCUCAAACUGGCCGCCAUCCUCCUCGGGUUCUUCACGGUGGUGGGACUGAUGUUCCUGGACGCAGACAUGAAGGAGGGCCGGCAUUUCUGUCCGGAACAGUUUCAGAACUUAACUUUCGCCACAGACGCCGAACUGGUACAGACUCCUUAGGGAUAACGACUUUAUUACGAAAUGAUUUUUAUUACGAUGAUCCAACAAAGUAUAACGGACUUUCGGCCACAAAAUGUGGGCACAGUGGGACAAUCUGAGAAAUACGGCAAACGAAAUUGCUGAAACGUCGACAAGAUACAGAGCAAAUAUAGUAGAGGCCCUUGUGAUAUGACGGCACCAUUUGAGCUGGAAAAGAUUAUUUAUGGCAUAUUUAUUGCUCAAGUUGCUAGGCCAGAUUUCAGCAGAUUCUAGGUUUAAUUGUUCCAUGCAAUUCAUUUUCUUUACUUUGGUAACAGAGUAGACUUUUCUCGCGUAAAACCUUAAAGUACAUGUAUGCGACUGGAUGUCAUUGCAAUCGGAAACGUUAUUACCACUAUGGGCGAUAUUCUUUGCCUGUUUGUUUGUCUGUUUGUGCGGUUAUUUCAAUAUGCUGCAUACUAGUAUAAUGUACUUCUCGUGUUGUAACUGACAGACAUUCCAGGUCAUGUUCAUCAAAAUUUUAUGUGCAUGACUGGUGUUGAACAAUACACGCGAGAACCUAAAUAUUUAACGGAGGUAUGAGAUCUUUGACCACUUUUCCCAACACAUGUUGCUGCUGACACAUCUCAAUAUCGAUUCUAGACUGAUUUCUUGGCUGGGUCAAUGAACUACAUUGACACAACAGCUGGCUGUAGUCUCGGAGAACAAAGCUCAACAUACAGGCCCUACGUUUUGGGGCAAUACUUACUUUUUGGCGACGCCUCAGGGGGAAGCCUAAUGGUACAGUAUUCUGUGCAAUUUGCAAAGAUUCUCGGAAUCGUACAGGAAUUUUUCCACAGGCAUGGAAUGUCCACAGGAAUGUUUCCCAGCUCUG
Molecule: messenger RNA, 2328 nt
Organism: Branchiostoma belcheri (Belcher's lancelet)
Lineage: Eukaryota; Metazoa; Chordata; Leptocardii; Amphioxiformes; Branchiostomatidae
Product: zinc transporter ZIP1-like
Exons: 4
Coding region: 447-1475 (342 amino acids)
Biological process (GO): zinc ion transmembrane transport
Cellular component (GO): plasma membrane
Molecular function (GO): zinc ion transmembrane transporter activity
Source: RefSeq, a predicted model, not a curated record